This is a messenger RNA of Pimephales promelas (fathead minnow), 4665 nucleotides long. It is a transcript of the gene ago3b, whose product is annotated as argonaute RISC catalytic component 3b. Gene Ontology annotation, biological process: regulation of stem cell proliferation; regulatory ncRNA-mediated gene silencing. Lineage: Eukaryota; Metazoa; Chordata; Actinopteri; Cypriniformes; Leuciscidae. The record is from RefSeq and is a predicted model, not a curated record. Gene Ontology annotation, molecular function: RNA binding; protein binding.
UGCUUCACAAACUCGCUUGAGUCGCUUAUUAGAAUGAGAGAUUAGGGUUUGUUGUCUUAUUUCCAUAACAUACUUAAAACCAUAACAUAAAACACAAACAAGCUUAUUGCGGCUGAUUUUGGCGAGGCAAGUCGCUUAUUCCGAGUUGAUUUUAUCAGGCCAGCUUGCUAGUUUUCGUAGCGAUCUGGCAACAUAGCCUUGACUGUACUGAGAUGGUAAACCCAACCAAGGCAAACCGGUAACACGGAGUCGAUGAGACGUCAACGACCGCUGGCAAACUCGGUCUAAAGCGACUGGAAUAAAAGACACAAUUUCGACUCAGUGAGGGAUAUUAAGCUAUAAGCCUCAUAUAUGUGUGUUUGUCGUUAAAUUAUAAGAGAUUGUUCACUUUACAAGACACAGAGCGAAGGGUUCGAGGCUCCUGGCAAACUCUGUUUUCGCGACGGCUGUUACAAAUAUUUUCUUUGGAGUCUUGUCAGCUUGUAACAUUUACGGAUCUGCGACACUCGGUUGGAGACACGGGGGGAGUUCGUGACUUUUGGUUGAUUGACUCGUACUGGUUGGGUGGACCUCAGACCAGAGCACAGCCUCCGAGCGGCCCGCUUCAACACCCGCAGUAGGAGUUGGGUUGUAGGUCGAUUUACGGAGGAUAUUCAGCGGCUUAAAACAAACACCCUUCACCCGGCAUUUGAUCCCCUGGAGCCGGCUAGAAUCCGGACAGAGACCUCAUGAAUGGAAAUCGGAACUACAGGAGCCGUUGGGGCUGCGCCCCUGUUCUCCGUUCCUCGGAGGCCAGGCUAUGGCACCAUGGGGAAGCCCAUCAAGCUGCUGGCCAACUGCUUCCAGGUGGACAUCCCCAAGAUGGACGUCUACCUGUACGAGGUGGACAUCAAUCCAGAAAAGUGUCCACGGCGUGUUAACAGGGAGGUGGUGGAUACCAUGGUUCAGCACUUCAAGGUGACAAUUUUUGGAGACAGAAGACCUGUCUAUGAUGGCAAGAAAAGCCUCUACACCGCCCAGCCGUUACCAGUGGCCUCCGGGGGGGUGGACCUGGAUGUGACCUUGCCAGGUGAAGGUGGGAAGGACAGGCUGUUCAAGGUCUCCAUUAAAUUCGUGUCACUGGUCAGCUGGCACAUGCUGCAUGAGGUCCUAACUGGGCGAAGCACGUCUGAUCCACUGGAGCUGGAUAAGCCAAUCAGCACCAAUCCCAUACACGCUGUAGAUGUUGUUCUGCGCCAUCUGCCCUCUAUGAGGUACACCCCAGUGGGACGGUCUUUUUUCUCCUCCCCCGAGGGCUAUGAUCACCCGCUGGGUGGGGGGAGGGAGGUGUGGUUUGGUUUCCACCAAUCUGUGCGGCCAGCUAUGUGGAAAAUGAUGUUGAACAUUGAUGUGUCUGCCACAGCUUUCUACAAAGCUCAACCUGUGAUUCAGUUUAUGUGUGAGGUUCUGGAUAUCCACAACAUUGAUGAGCAGCCUCGUCCUCUUACGGAUUCCCACAGAGUCAAAUUCACCAAAGAGAUCAAAGGUCUAAAGGUGGAGGUCACCCACUGUGGCACCAUGCGGAGGAAGUACAGGGUGUGUAAUGUUACUCGACGGCCGGCCAGCCACCAGACGUUUCCUCUACAGCUGGAAAAUGGACAGACUGUAGAGAGAACAGUUGCACAAUAUUUCAGGGAAAAGUACAACUUACAGCUCAAGUACCCCCAUCUGCCCUGUCUGCAAGUGGGGCAGGAGCAGAAACACACGUACCUGCCUUUGGAGGUGUGCAACAUUGUGGCAGGCCAGCGCUGCAUUAAGAAAUUAACUGACAACCAAACCUCCACCAUGAUCAAAGCCACGGCCCGCUCGGCACCGGACAGACAAGAGGAGAUCAGCAGACUGGUGCGCAGUGCCAACUACAACUCGGACCCCUUCGUGCAGGAGUUCCAGUUCCGUGUGCGGGACGAGAUGGAGGAGGUGACGGGUCGCGUCCUGCCCGCCCCCAUGCUGCAGUACGGCGGCAGGGUGAGCUCUGAACACUUUAUGAAUCGUACAGUAGCCACCCCAAGCCAUGGCGUGUGGGACAUGAGAGGCAAGCAGUUUCACACUGGUGUGGAGAUCAAGAUGUGGGCCAUUGCUUGCUUUGCCACUCAGAGACAAUGCAGAGAGGAAGUUCUCAAGGGCUUUACAGACCAGCUGCGGAAGAUCUCUAAGGAUGCAGGGAUGCCCAUACAAGGCCAGCCAUGUUUCUGCAAAUACGCUCAGGGAGCAGAUAAUGUGGAGCCCAUGUUCCGUCACCUGAAAAACACGUACGCCGGCCUACAACUCAUCAUUGUCAUACUGCCUGGGAAAACUCCUGUCUACGCGGAAGUGAAACGUGUUGGAGACACUCUUCUGGGAAUGGCAACUCAAUGCGUUCAGGUGAAGAAUGUGGUGAAGACCUCCCCUCAGACCCUCUCCAACCUGUGUCUCAAGAUCAAUGUCAAACUUGGCGGCAUCAACAACAUAUUGGUACCCCAUCAGCGCCCGUCUGUUUUCCAGCAGCCCGUCAUUUUUCUGGGAGCUGAUGUCACUCAUCCGCCCGCAGGAGAUGGAAAGAAACCCUCCAUUGCAGCUGUGGUGGGUAGCAUGGACGCUCACCCCAGCAGGUAUUGUGCUACAGUCCGUGUCCAGAGGCCCAGACAGGAAGUGAUUCAGGACCUGGCGUCCAUGGUGCGAGAGCUGCUCAUCCAGUUCUACAAGUCCACCCACUACAAACCCACCAGAAUCAUCUUCUACAGGGACGGCGUGUCUGAGGGACAGUUCAGACAGGUGCUGUACUAUGAGUUGCUGGCCAUACGUGAAGCUUGUAUCAGCCUUGAGAAGGACUAUCAACCGGGAAUCACCUACAUCGUCGUACAGAAACGUCACCACACUCGUCUCUUCUGCGCUGACCGUACUGAGAGGGUGGGCCGCAGUGGUAACAUUCCUGCAGGAACCACAGUGGACACUGAUAUCACCCAUCCUUAUGAAUUUGACUUUUAUCUGUGCAGUCAUGCUGGAAUACAGGGUACAAGCCGACCCUCACACUACCACGUGCUAUGGGACGACAACUGCUUUACAGCCGAUGAGUUCCAGCUCUUGACCUACCAGCUGUGCCACACAUACGUGCGCUGUACCCGCUCCGUCUCCAUCCCUGCACCAGCCUACUAUGCCCACCUGGUGGCCUUUAGAGCCCGUUACCAUUUAGUGGAUAAAGAGCAUGACAGCGCGGAAGGCAGCCAUGUGUCGGGUCAGAGUAACGGCCGAGAUCCUCAGGCCCUGGCCAAAGCUGUGCAGAUCCAUCACGACACUCUGAGGACCAUGUACUUUGCUUAGCCCCGCCUCCACAGACCUGUCAAUCACCAUUCAUCAUGCACUUAGAGGAGGAAGGCUUCUCCCAAUCACAGGCUGCUAAAGAGAACCAAAUGUAACCGAACUUACAAGAGGAAUGCAAUAGAAAAACAGCCAAUCUUUCCAAUUGCCUUCGCUUACUGAUUGUUUUUAAUAUGUAGAUCGCAGCUAUACCAUUAUUUAUUAGAUUUGUAGAUCUGUUUAACUUUUCAUUUUGCCUGCUUAGGUCACAAAACCAAGCUUAAAGGUCGGCUCGAUCAAAUCAUGCUAGAUCAGCGAAUGAGGCAGUGUUAUUUCUUUAGGACAGGAGUGAUUAGCCCUGCUUAUGCCGAUAUCUCCUACAAAGUUUAGUUUCACAACUAAUCAAACACACAUGAAGCUGGACAUCAAUAUCUUCAGGUUCAGAGUAAGUGUGUUUGAACACCUUUGGUUUAGGAUUAGUAUUUUAUUAGGUUUGGUGAAGGAUUUUGGUGGAAUGCCACUAGAUGGCAGUGUAAGGUUUUGCUAAUAGUUUGCAAUGACAUCUUGCUGUAGGUCCUCCACUGUUCCUCUUUGACACUGUUCCUAAUCUGUGACCAGGCUUGAUAUUUCACGAGUUACUCUUACUAGUAAGUCAUGUUUUUCCAGGAAAAAAAAAAAUCUAUAAUCUGCAAAAACGACAACUGAAAUGUCAUUCCAUUUUGUUCCAACCUGUCGGACAUCCACAUUUGUCCCUUUACGUCUCAUUUACCAUGUGUCCAUGUCUUAUUCCGCUUUUUGAACAUUGGAGACACCACUUUUCUUCCUUCUUUCAAAUGAUUCUUUAUACUUCUGUGAUACAUUAACUUUCUGGCCCAUGCACUGCCUGGAAAAUUGAGCUCCUUGCGGUUCCUGCCGUCUUUCCUGUCGGCUCGCUCAUUAAGCAGAGGUGACAGAUUAGCUAAGGGCUGCAGAAUCACCAAAAGAGGAACUUUGAACUUUGAAACUCAAGAGUCGGUAAAAAAGUUUCCACGUAGUUAACCAUAUGUUAUUGUAUGUGCGUUGAACGCUUUGUGCCUCGUUCGGUUUGUGUGCGCUUACAACGCAAUUGUUCGAAUCAGUCAGAGCAUGACUGUAACACACUCGUUGGAUGUGUGUGUGCACAUAUAAUUCCACCCAAGGCAACUCAGAGGCCUGUUAUCCAUUAUUAUUGGACAUUUCAUUCAUUCGCAUUUGUUCUUUGAGCUUAUUUAUAAUGUUGCUUUUAACUUGCAUUGUCAAUAUAGUGCAAUAGUGCAUCUGUAAAUUAUCUAUUUAACUUAUCAGUUUCUUAAUUGAGCAUUUUAGCCCUGUGAA